Asparagus officinalis (garden asparagus) is the source of this 771-nucleotide messenger RNA. RefSeq lists its product as uncharacterized. The coding region runs from base 1 to 771 and encodes 256 amino acids. NCBI's taxonomy places the organism in Eukaryota, Viridiplantae, Streptophyta, Magnoliopsida, Asparagales, Asparagaceae. The record is from RefSeq and is a predicted model, not a curated record. The transcript has 2 exons.
AUGCAUGUACCGGACCGUGUGCUACGACAGUUUACACUCUCUCAGCAUAUUCCAGAUCCUGUCGAGCAGAUCAAUCGUCGGCGGCGCCCUACAUCGCACCGGACUGACUGGGCCGUAGUCCGUGCGGACUACAUAGGCAGGUGGGUUCAGAGGUGGGAUUGCAUACAGGAUACGAGGCCCACAGCUGUUGACUAUACCACGUAUAUGCGUUGGUAUUGGGGUAUCACACGUAGAUGGAUCACGCGUGACCCACAGCCUUUAGCUGGACACAUGCCACGCCCACCGACAGAUAGUUACAUCCCUAGUGGGAUGAACGAGAGAGAUUACGUCCGUGUUUUAGAUAGCAUUGAUGCUGAUAUUGAUGCGCACGUGACUGAGAUUCAGGAUCAGGUGGCGUUAGGUCUCCUCAGCAGGAUCAAGAAGAGCAUAGCGCAGGUGUUCCAUAAGACUCACGUCGACGAGUUCGCAGGCCGUGAGGACAGGUCUCGCUCAUUUGGACGGGCGUACGCUCGACGUCGACGGCCGCGUGAUGAUGACGCCGGCACUUCGCAUGCCGAUGGAGCCGGCACUUCGCAUGCCGAUUUUUAUGCCGUCUACUUGCGCAUGCGAUGCGAGCCGGCACUCGCAGCUUCAUACACGCCCGGGAUACGGUCAGGGCGGAUAGUUGCGGUGCUCUUCAAGCGAGGGGGAACCCGAGGGGGGGGCGGGGAAGAGCAGGGGGAGAGCGGGCAAGGAGAGGGAGGAGGCGAAGGGAGGAGCUAUAUUGGGUGA